Echinococcus granulosus is the source of this 354-nucleotide messenger RNA. RefSeq lists its product as hypothetical. The transcript is spliced from 2 exons. The coding region runs from base 1 to 354 and encodes 117 amino acids. Lineage: Eukaryota; Metazoa; Platyhelminthes; Cestoda; Cyclophyllidea; Taeniidae. The record is from RefSeq and is a predicted model, not a curated record.
AUGUCACCAAUGAUCAUGGUUGCGGACAAAGUCAGAGAUCUGCUCUACACAAUCUUCUGUUUCGCCUUGGUCUUCUUCAUCGCCUGGCCAGUGGCAUUUUCACUCGCAGCUAUCUACGUAUUGUUCGUUCCAUUUGCCGCCUGGAUUCCUCCCUUAGAGAUGCGUCUGGAUGACAUUUUAGGCGCCCUGAAAUUGCCACUCACCUGGACCAAAAGGGCCAUCCACUUCAUCACUGGUACCGGCGAAAAUCACACCGCACCCUUACGGAGACCAACCUUGAUGGAGGAAGAGCAUAUGCUGCAGAUGGGAGAAUCGGCGAUGACCCUUGAUAGAAUGAUUGGAAAUGACCCUUAG